Molecule: messenger RNA, 536 nt
Organism: Schistosoma spindalis
Lineage: Eukaryota; Metazoa; Platyhelminthes; Trematoda; Strigeidida; Schistosomatidae
Source: the annotation of a GenBank genome assembly
AUGGUUAUUCAGUUGCCAAACAACUAUCCUUUAAGUCCAAUUACUGUUAGUAAAGGGCGUAGUGUUGGUGUAGGAAGCCAACAGUGGCAGUCAUGGCUUUUACAAAUGUCUGUUUUUGUUAAUAAUCAUAAUGGAUCAAUUUUAGAUGGUAUUGAUUUAUGGCAAAGUAAUGUUCGGAAAAAAUUCAAUGGUGUUGAAGAAUGUGCGAUUUGUUACUCGAUUGUGCACAACACAAAUUUCAGUUUGCCUAAAAUGCGAUGUCAUACCUGUCGUAAACUAUUUCACUAUGCUUGCAUGUACAAAUGGUUUACAACUAGUCGAAAUCCUGCUUGUCCAUUGUGUAGACACUUGUUUAUCGAUCCAACCGGUCGUCCUAUGUCAACAUAAUGGGUAAAGAAAAAUCUGAUGAUCGAUGCAGCAAGAAAAUGUAGUAUUUCUAAUUAAUCUGAAUCAAAUGAUUAUUUGUUUCAUUCAUUCACCAUAAAUCUUGUUUUUUGUUACUUUCGAGAAGAAUUACUCUUUUUAUUUUUAAGUAG